CCGCCCCCCUCCUUGCCCCUUUAACACCAACAUGGCGCCGCUGCCUGUUCUCCUGGAGUCGGGGGCAGCGUCUGGUCCGGGGCCCCGUCAGAAAAUAACCGACAGAGUGAUUUAAAAAUAAAAUCCAUCAAAUUAAACCUGGGAAUAAUAUCCCCGGGCGGAGAGGGAGAGGAGCCGGCGUUAGAGGGAAAUGAUACAUAAAUCCUGGGCAGGAAAUAAUAAUUAAAGUUAUUAUUAAUGAUGAUAAUUAUAAUGUAAUUGUCGGGUGUUUUUUUUUAAAACAAAACAAGUAAAGUACGAUUGAGGAACAGGGGCUGGUGGGUGUUUUGGGGCUGGGCUCCUUUUAAUCAUCAUUUACAAGUCAGACAAACUAUUUAAGAAUUAAUUUGCAUAUUGUUUCCCCCCCCCUCCCAAAAAAAAGAAGAGAGAGAAGAUAAAUAGUGUAGUGCAGGGAGAGGGGAAGGGCUGUGUGAGGGUUGUGGUGAACAUUGUCCUUGGAGUUUCCCCUCCCUAAAGGCUGGAGAAGCAUUGAAAACAGCACUUGGAUUGUAAAAGUGACCUAGCAAAAUGGAUACUAGUAGGAUGGACGGUGAGCCUGAGGGAAGUGGACAACCUGCUGACUCCAUCUCCGUUUCCUCUAAACUAAAUGGUUUUACCUCUGAUUUAGAAGAUGAUGAGGAUGAGGGCUUCAACUGUGAUAACAGUGAUCUGGAAGUUAAUCCUUUUGAUGGGCUACCUUUUUCCUCACGAUACUAUGAGCUACUUAAACGGAGGAAAGCUCUACCAGUUUGGAGUAUCAAAUACCACUUCAUGGAAUGUCUCGUCAACAAUAAUUUGGUACUGGUUUCUGGCAAACUGGGAUGUGGCAAAAGUACUCAGAUUCCUCAGUGGUGUGCUGAAUAUGCCCUCUCUGUUCAGUAUCAGCAUGGCAUGGUAGUUUGUACACAACCCCACAGCCUUUCUGCUAUGUGUUUGGCACAGCGUGUGGCAGAUGAACUGGACUUGAAUGUGGGUCAUGAGAUUGGAUACCAUGUCCCUUAUGAAGACUGCUGCACGACAGAAACUAUUCUCAGGUACUGCACAGAUGAUAUCUUGCUCCGUGAAAUGAUGUCUGAUCCCUUGUUGCAUCAUUAUGGAGUUAUCAUUAUUGAUGAUGCUCAUGAGCGGACUGUGGCAACGGAUGUCCUGCUUGGUUUAUUGAAAGACCUGCCAAGGCAGAGGCCAGAACUGAAGAUUGUGGUCAUCACAGCGCCACAUCUGGAGAGCAGACUUGGGAGUUACUACGCUGGAGUGCCUUUUGUAAAAGUGGACGGUGCUGAGGAAGCUUCCUUUCCUGUGGAAGUUAUAUACAGAGAUGGCCAGUUUAAAGACUGUGUUUCAGCUGCUGCACAAACUGUACUGGAUAUUCACAGGAAGGGAGAAGAAGGCAAUAUUUUAGUCUUCUUGGCCAGUGAAAAGGAAAUAGCAGACUGCUGUCAAAUGAUACGGACAGAAGGGGGUGCUCUUGGGUCUCAGUUGGGUGAGCUCAUUCCCAUUCCCUUACAUUCAGGUGUCGGAAACAAUUUCCAAAGAAUUUAUGAAAAUUGCAAUCAGACUUACAAGAAUUACCGGAGGAAGGUUAUCAUCACAAACUCAAUAGCAGAUUCAUCAUUUAAUAUUGAUGUCACUUAUGUAAUAGAUUCUGGACUGGAACUGAAAAAUGUGUACAAUCCUCGCAUUCGGGCUGACUCUCAGGUCAUUCAGCCAAUUAGCAAGAGCCAGGCUGAGCUGAGGUGGCAGAGAAUAGGCCGCACCUGCCCAGGGAAAUGCUUCCGCUUGUACUCCGAAGCAUUCCACAAUGAGAUGCCAGAGGUUUCACCACCCCGAGUGUCUGAAACAAACCUCAGUCACCUUGUGCUUCUGCUGAAGAGGCUGGAUAUUGCAGAUAUGGGACAGUGUGACUUCUUGGACAGGCCAGCCCCAGAAGCACUGAUGCAGGCAUUGGAGGAUCUAGAUUAUUUGGCUGCUCUGGAUGAUGAUGGGAACUUGUCAGAAGUUGGAAUUAUUAUGUCUGAAUUUCCACUGGAUCCUCAACUUGCCAAAGCUCUUCUGGCAUCUUGUGAAUUUGAUUGUGUGAAUGAGAUGUUAACAAUUGCUGCAAUGGUAAUAGCAUCCCCAUGUUUUGUUGCACCACCCAAACACUUGGAGGAAGCUGCAGCCGUUCGCAGGAGAAUUCUUCUACAUCCUGAAGGUGAUCAUUUUACUCUCAUCAAUGUCUACAAUGCAUUCAAACAACAUAAUGAAGAUGAAACGUGGUGUCUGAAGAAUUAUCUGAGUUACUCUGCUCUGAAGCUAGCUGACGUCAUACGCUAUGAGUUGCUGGAAAUGAUGCAAAGGAUUGAAUUACCUAUAUCGCCAUCCAACUUCGGAAUGGAGGGAAACGUGCUUAACAUAAAGAGAGCUCUGAUCUCCGGCUACUUCCUUAAGGUAGCGAGAGAUGUGGAUGGCUCUGGGAAUUACCUGAUGCUCAAUCAUAAGCAUGUGGCUCACCUACAUCCUUUAUCAUGUUACCUCACCAGGAAGCCUCGGCCCCGACCUCCCUCUUGGGUUCUGUAUCAGGAUUUUACCAUUUUCCAAGACAACUGCAUUAGCGUUGUCUCAGAGAUUCACCCUGAAAUGCUGAUUGAGUUUGCACCACAAUACUACCUUAGCAACCUACCAGUCAGCGAGAGCCGUGACUUACUCAUGAAGCUUCGGGAGAAGCUGACUGGCAGAGAAACACAGCCAAACGAAGAGGCAGGCAAUACCUUAAACGAAGAUGAAGAUGCAGAAGAGAUUGAAAGUGAGGAGCUCUGCUUGCUUCAGUGAGGGGAAAGGAAGUCAGCAGCACCUGGGGGCAAGUGACCGAUGGCUGGUUGUUGAAUUUAUUCGCAAAUGACAUGGGAACCUGAUCAGCAUUUGAAUAAAAUCACUUCCUUCUCCAGAACAGGCAGAGGAGAAAACUGGGAGAAUUUUUUUUUCUGUGAAUUAUAAUCUGGAAUGCGCUGCCUGAAAGUGUGGUAGAAGCAGAUUCAACAGUAACUUGUAAAGUAAAUUAAUUUGUACUUGAAAAGGAAACAAAUGUGGGGUAUGAGCAGGGAAAUGAAACUAGUUAAAUAGCUCCUGCAAGGAGCAAAGGCAGUGGGCUGAAUGGCUGUCCCCUCUGCUGGAUAAAGUCAUUGAGGUGCACUCAAUAUCUGGGACUCCAGUGACUUCUCUUUAUUCAUUGUCCUUCAAAAUAGAAACUGAUGGGUGAUGCAGUGAGUUCGUAUGUAGUCAUUUCCCCUUCUGGAACUCCACUCACAUGCAAGUAAAGAAACUACAUGUAAUGCACAUAAGGUGAAUCGAAGUUGGCAAUUUCACUGUGAGAUUGUAACGCAAUUAACAAUAAUAUAUUGGGAUCGCUUCAUGGUGGCUGCUGUGGAGCUGUGUAGGUGCAAAAUACUGUGUCGGAGCAGGUACUAAACUGAGAUAGGUACUGAGGUAAAUACUUGGGGUAGUGUAGAGGCCACGUUUCUGUACAGCUCACAAUGCUGUACUUCACUCUGCUCCAGCGUGAGAUGCUAACAAUGGGAAACUAUUCCACUUCCCAAAACUUUCAUCUUGCUGUGAGCACAGAAAGGUAAAAUUGCUUUAAAAUGAGAAAGGUAAAACAGAGCCAAAUGUGAGUUUGUUUUUAAAAAGACUCCAUAAAUUCAUUUAAAAGAGUAUAUGCAAAGAUUAUUAUUUCAAGAUUAUGGGAAUUAAGCAAAUAAGGAUAGGUGGGUGAUGAUGUGAAAAAAAAUCAAGUUUGAUUUUCUGAAUGGCUUUUUUUCUGUGCGAUAAUAUUCCAUUACCCCAUUCUGUGUGCGCGUGUGUCUGUUUGUUAUCAUGUUUCAAAACUCUUAUCAGAAAGGCUGACCCCUGGCAUUUUGUACAAGAGUCGCAUAAAACUUGGACAAAAAUGAAACCACAAUACAGUAGUGUCUAUAGUGUGACGCACUAUUUGUCUUUUUAAAAACUCAGGCUCCGCAUUGAUCCUAUAGUUAAUGAUGAAUUAUAUUACAUGACUGGAAUAUAACUUUUCCCAUGCUGCUUUUAUAAAAAUUGAAUGUUGCUCUCACUGUCGCAGUCGCACUUUUCAAACACUUAAGCUCACUGAAAUGCUGAGCAAGAUGGGACCAGUUGUGGUGCAUCCUGACAAAAGUUAGGUGGAUUGGCCAUGCGAAAUUGUCCAUAGUGACAAGGGUGUGUAAGUUAGGUGGAUUAGCCAGGAGAAUAUAGGGUUAUGGAGAUGGGUCUGGGUGGGAUAGUGUUUGGAGGAACGGUGUGGACUGUAGGCUGAAUGGCCUCCUUUUCCUUAAUGUAGGGAUUCUGUGAUUCUAGGAUUCUAUGACUUAAUUAGGAGAAAA
Messenger RNA from Chiloscyllium plagiosum (whitespotted bambooshark), 4409 nucleotides. Its product is annotated as putative pre-mRNA-splicing factor ATP-dependent RNA helicase DHX32. Gene Ontology annotation, cellular component: spliceosomal complex; intracellular anatomical structure. Gene Ontology annotation, molecular function: RNA binding; helicase activity. NCBI's taxonomy places the organism in Eukaryota, Metazoa, Chordata, Chondrichthyes, Orectolobiformes, Hemiscylliidae. The record is from RefSeq and is a predicted model, not a curated record.